Haliotis rubra (blacklip abalone) is the source of this 679-nucleotide messenger RNA. RefSeq lists its product as uncharacterized. The transcript has 2 exons. Bases 51 to 527 code for a protein of 158 amino acids. The record is from RefSeq and is a predicted model, not a curated record. NCBI's taxonomy places the organism in Eukaryota, Metazoa, Mollusca, Gastropoda, Lepetellida, Haliotidae.
UAGCUAUAGGCCCGAUAUCAGUCCAGAAUUGUGUAGAUAAGCCCUAGAAAAUGGAUCCAGUUCAAGUUGCCAUCAAGCUGAGAGGUCUCCUUGUUGCCCAUGACAAUGCAGUGAAAGAGAUCCUGACAUUAGACAUGCAGGUGUACAAGCUGAUGCAAAAGAUGACGGCCAACUCCUCCAACAACUGUAUAAUUCGAGGUGAACAGCUGAUCCAGAGACGAUGGGUACUGGAAGGUGUGAAGGAGAUGUUUACCAUCUACAGACAAAUCAAGUGGCAAGAGGUGCAGGCCUGUGUAAAUGCCAUCACCAAAGAUGUUUCUGGAGAAAGGGAUACAGAGGCGGAUUGGAAUGCUGAAACUUCCUUCAAUGACGAUGACGCUUCCUUCACCGAACCCGAGGUCGACAGCUCAUACAGUGAGGACGACGAAGACCAGGAAGACCUCUACACCAACGACAGCAGCUACGAUAUGAUGACUCUCAGUCGAGCUUUGUCUGUAGACGACUGUGCACUUCAUAGACACGCUUAAGGGAAAUCACAAGUUCCUGGCCACAUCAGCUAGUGCUACAUUAACUUUGUUAUUGUUCUUGUUCAGAAAUGUUGUGCAAAGAGCAUCCUGUUAUAUUGUAACCAUAAUUGCUUGUUGAUGGUUAUGUUGAUGAAAUAAAAUAAUGAAGUCGA